CAAUACAAAUACGUGCGCGCGCACAAUGAAGUAUUAGACCAGAUGCACAUCAUAAUUCAACUAAAGCCGAAUCCCGGACAUUUUCGCAAAUUUAGAAGUCCCGGCCGGACGCUUUUUAAUUGUCCGAAAAAGAGGACGUAUGGUCACCCUAUUUUAAUGUGUUCCUCCAGGUUAAUAUGUUGUGUGUAAUUUAAUUGAGCAACUACGCCCUCUACACGUAAGAUUUUGAAAACAACAGACAUGGCGGAAGGUGUGUGCAAUAUCCGUAAGGCCUACUGCUAAAUCAAAUGUUUUACCAAAAUAUAGGCAUUGUUUUAAGGUAAAUACGUUCGCUUUUUGCUUUACUCUUCAAUUUAGACAAUGCUUUUUUUCUAGUGAUAUUUUUCAGCAGUUCACAUUUUAUAAACGCAUGUUUUUUGUUUUGUUUUUUCGCAUUGAGAGGAUAAUAAAGGAUCGAUUUAACUCUUAAACGUUUCUUCCAAACGUUAAUUUUAUUUAGAAGAGCCCAUGAAUUCUAAAGAAAUAAUUAAUUAUGCUACACAAAUAGAGAAGUUGCACAAGGAUGGCAGCUAUGAAGAUAUAAUUUACUUAUUGACAGAUCUGAACAACACUACUGUCACCUUAGAGCAGUUACAGACUACAGACAUUGUUUAUGUCCUUUAUAAGCUGCUUAAGUUCUGUCCAGUUGUGAGUGUUAAAAAAUUCGCAAAGGGCUUGCUGUCAAAAUGGAAGAAGUUGUACAGUUCACAUGCGAUAAAAAAUAAUAAGGGCUCGGGGGAGAACAAAGGACCUGAGACACACAAACUGCCUAAUAGUGAUGUUCACUCGGAAACCCCACCUGUAACCAAUGGAGUGCAGCAUUUGAAUCAAAAGGUGAAAGAAAAACGAAUCUUUACAUGCAACACUGUAAACCAGGACAUAAGUGACAUUAGUCUAUGCUCAGUUCAUCUGCCUUCUGAAAAGCGUUGUUCAGAAAAGGAACCUGGGGAAUCUGUUGAGCUUCAAUGUGAAGGAGAGAGCUUCACUUCAGACACAGUGUCACAUAGAGCAGAUAAAGAUGAAGAUUUUCUAUCCUCACUUCCACAAAACACAAAUCAGCCCAGCACUUCUUCUGACCCAAUGGACCUAAGAUCCAAAUUUGUCCUGUUGAUUCUCCAGGCUCUUACCCCAAAUCAGCAAAUCGACUCAUAUCAGACAGAUAAGCUCACAGCCCUUGCUCUGGAAAUUGAAACAUGUGUUUAUACCAUUCAUGGACGAAACCAGCCCAAGUACAAGUCCUGCCUUAGGAGCAAAGUGGCCAACCUAAGGAACCCAAAGAACCCUCACCUGCGCCAAGGCCUUAUAUCAGGAAACCUGACUCCAGAUGUGUUUGCAAGGAUGUCUACAGAAGAGAUGGCAGGGGAGGAACUCCGACAGCUCAGGAAGGGUUACACCACUUUGGGCAUUAGUGAGCAUCAGUUACCACAUACCGUGGAAGGGACACCAACUCAUAAAGUUCGCUGCAGGCGCUGUGAAGCUUUGGACUGCAGGGUGACACAGAUCUCACAAGGGGUGCUCUUUCUGCCCUCCUGGGUACGGAGUGUUAGUGCAGAUGAUGAUGCAAUGACUUUUGUGACCUGUGCCAACUGUGGGGAACAGUGGUACCACAGCAGCUGGGUUUGCCUUUGAGCAAAAGCAUAACUCUGGGUAUUGAUAAGUAUUAAAGUAAUUUAGUGUUGUUAAACUGUACUAUUUGGCCUUUUUUCUGCAGUUGUUGUUUUCUUGUGGCCUUUAAUUUAGAUAUAAUCUGACAAUAGUGCAAUAACAUAGCAUGUUUACAUUUAGGAGCAAAAAUACCUUUAUGAAACUCAUACAUUUCACUUUCAUUGCUCAUAAACUUCAUGAAUCAUAAUUUUAAAAAUAAUAUUCGUCAGCCAGAGCUACUCCAUGUAAUGUUAAAAUGUCUCUGAUCUGUGAUUCAUGCAAUAAAAAAUUUAGAAAGCUGUUUUGAAAAAAAAAAAUAGCUGCGUCUGAAAACUGUAAAAUGCUGCCUUCCGAGGCUGUAUACAGAGGUAAGAUGAAAAUAAGGUACUUUUCAAACUGUUCUGAGACCAGUUUUAUUAAGAGAUCCAUUCAUUCAAAAGCACUGUUGGCUAACCAUUAUCUCAUUAGGCAGCAAGUCAGCUGCCUACAUUUUCAUAUGCAGCCAAUGUUUAUGUUUGCAAUUCCAUUCGGUGGCGCUAGUGUUGCAGAAAUUACGUACUUCAGCUUUAAAGCUGAAAGUAUGCAAUUUUUUUCGAUUAAAAUACUUUCUUCUAUCCCAGCAUAAUAUGCAGAGACAAUUAUAAGUACGCCAUUCACAGGUUAAUGUUCUUGAAAACUGUAAACACUGUCUCUGUGGCGCAAUAAAAAUUCCUGUGUUUGUUUUGAGCAACCUGCGUGGACCUAUCUGACUGUAUAAACAACUGAAGACGAAGGCCGUAUUCAGAAAGCUGUUUUGAAAACUGCUUAUUUUUGCCGUUCGAUGGCGCUAGUGUCGCAGAAGUUGAAGAUGUAUCGCUUCAGGUUUAUACAAUUAAAUCAAUUCUUUCAUAGUGGGUAGAAAAAAGAUACUCGGUCAAUUUGUUACAAACGAAUUAUUUUCAAGAAAAUAUUUUCUGUGUUUCUUUUGACUUUAGUCAAUAAAACAUUUUGCAUUAUGGAAUUUUUAUUUUUAUUUAUUUUUUUUUUUUUGCGCUUACUGUUUUUCUUGCACAGUAUAAACAGUCUUCAUUCAUACAUCAUUCAUUCAUGCCUUUAUAUUUUAUUAACUUUAUGGGUAUGUUUUAUGGGUCCUCGGCAUAAAAAAGUUUGAAAACCUCUACUUUAUUAAUAGCUUUGUCUACUAAAUGAAUAGAGAAACAGUAACACUGGCUCAUGAUUUGUUGGUUGCAGUUCCCUUUUAUUUUGCUAAUCUGUAACCAAAGUGUCUAGAGUAUUUUUAUUGCACUGUCUAAACUCAAGAGCUCUUUAGGCUCAGCAAACAUGUGACAGAAAGUGUGCCACAUGCAGAGAGCAUGUGAGCUGGUAAUCUGUUCAAGAUGGAGUCCAAAGGCUGAUGUCUAAGUCCAAAGAGCCUCACAUAUUCGUGAUUUACAGCACUGACAAAAACAUUAAGUUUUCUGCUGUUUACUUGUAUAAAUCAUGUAAGGAUUUAGAUGAAUUCAGACAUGUCUUGAAUAUGUAAAGGUCCACAUGAGAAAUAAAUUUGUACUUAUUUGCAUAGUAAGAUUU
This is a messenger RNA of Myxocyprinus asiaticus (Chinese sucker), 3252 nucleotides long. Its product is annotated as transcription elongation factor A N-terminal and central domain-containing protein. The coding region runs from base 508 to 1668 and encodes 386 amino acids. The record is from RefSeq and is a predicted model, not a curated record. Gene Ontology annotation, biological process: DNA-templated transcription. NCBI's taxonomy places the organism in Eukaryota, Metazoa, Chordata, Actinopteri, Cypriniformes, Catostomidae. The transcript has a single exon. Gene Ontology annotation, cellular component: nucleus.